AGUUAGGUUAUGUCAUGGUUAUGUUUUGAGUUUACACAAAUUGAAAUACAAUUUUCACAUUUUCAAUUAUAUUUAUAUAAUAAUUGCUUAUAUGAGCGAGUUUUUAAUAAUAUGAAAAUACAAAUUGAGUGAAAAUGGGUAAAAAACAAGCUAACAAAGAUCAAAUAGAGAACAGCGAGCCUGUUAAAAAACCAAAAUUAUUUUCAGCAAAAAUAUUUAGGAAAGAAAUAUCCACACCGAAUGUCUUUACAGCAUUACAAAACUUCCUAGACGCCAUAAAAGACUCUGAAAGCCAUGAUUACAUAUUAGAAUACUUAGAAAAUGGAGGAAGCUGUUUGGAAUUACUACAAGUGUUGGAACAGAACUCAGCAAUCCCUCCAUCCGCAGUUUUCGAGAUAAUAACUCAUAUUCUUUUAAGAAUAAGCUCAUCUUACCCUCAAUAUCAAAGUUCUGCUUAUGAAUCAUGUCGUUACCUUCUGAACAACUACAUUACUGUUAUAAACAAAAUGAUAAACAUGAGUUCAACGACUCCAGAAAGAAAAUCAUGUCUAAAACUUCUUACAGCAAUGGUGGCGUUCUCUCCAAUACUAGCCAAAGAUAUCUUAAUGCAUGUUAACUUCCAUUCAUCUAAUGUUGAACUGUUAACCAAACAUACUGGAGAAACUGAUAGCGUUAGAGAUAAUUUUAUACAAUUUUUAACAGCUUAUUUGGUUGAUGGACAUUAUCCAGCUCUGUCGGUAUUACUGGAGAAAAAGGGUUUCUUUACUAGUAUAAUAACUGGAUUAAAAUUCGAUUCUGCUGACACUCUUUGUUUGGUCGUAUCUGCUAUGAAGAAUUUUAUAUUGGAGAAUCCUUCUGUUUCUAAAACUGCUAAAAUGAAAACUUUUAACACAGUUGUUAUCAGAGAUAUUGUCAAUCUUUAUAAUUGGAAAGGGCCGGCUGGAUUCAGGGCUUUGAAGAAAAAUAAAAGUUCAGUUGUUACAGUCAAUGAAGUUGAAAAGUCCAAAGUGAGUGAAGCAGUUCAUGAUUUUUUACUGGUAUUAUGCACAAGCCACAAGUAUGGAAUUAUAUUCAAAGAUCAUUUGGUUGGACUAGGAAAAAAGAACCAAAAUGCACUUAUGUAUACUGUGUUGGAAAGUUUGGAUAGACCUUGGGAACACUCUUACGCAUCAGAAUUUGUUACAAAAAUAUGCGGAGCCUCUCCCGAUUUAUCAAAAACACUGUGGAGCAAUUUGAAAUCAUUUUUGGAACCCAGAAUGUCCCCAAAAUGGGUCAGCGCCAUGAAAUUCGCCAUAACUUUAGUCAAACAACUUCAACCCAGUUGUAUCGAAUAUUGUAUAAGGGAGUUAUCUGAAAUACAAUUAUUUCAAAUAGUACAAUGUCUCGUUUUACCUCUACCGAUAUUAAAGACAAUUAUACCGGAAAAUGUCAAUUAUGACAGUCCUUCAGUAAAGCAGUACAUUUAUUCUUUACUUCUGGAAAUGUUAAAAGCUGUUAAGCAAUAUGUAACAUUAACAAAAACGUUUUUAAAUCCCGAUAAACAAGCGAAAUUUGAAUUAAUGUUAAAUAAGCAUGUUUCGAAAAAUUUUCCUGAUGCGCUAAAAAUCCUGACAGAUUGGGACCAGUUAGACAAAAAUUCACAUUUUACUAAUUUACAAAAUUUAGCAAUAAUAGUAGACAUUUUGAAUCAUUAUAAAAUGAUUUCUCCAGAGCUGUUAGAUAAUAUAAGUAAUAACGAUGCAGAACUUUGUAAUUUAUUGUACCACGAAGAAUCUGAUGAAUUUAAUGAGCCUUUAGCAAACCUGCAAGUUAAGAUAGUCAGUUUAUUUGUUGAUUUAGAUCAAUCUAAAUUUACCGCACAAUCAAAAAUGUUUUCUUCUGUUGUACCGUUAAUGUUUAAAAUUUAUUACAACAAUCCUUCACAGCAUACACUAGAUGUUUUGAAUAAACUAUUCAGAAACACCGGAAUAUUCGAUGGGUGUCUUUAUGAAAUUAAUAUAUGGAUAAAUGGAAUAUUAGAUUUAAAAAACUUUGAUGGAGCUCUCGCUCUAAAUAUUAUUGAUAUUUUGAAAAUAACUAACGAAAAUAUUCUUAAAUUUUUGGAAGAAUUAUCAACGAUUCAAUCCGAGGCCAGCAGGGGUCGACAUUUCAGCGAAAUUAUUCAAAAUUUGAUGAUUCAAACCGAUUUUUCUAAAGAAAUUCAAAAAUAUCCGAUAAAACAUAGAUAUCUUAGUCCUAUGGUACUCGGUUUGGUAACAUUUUUAUCCAAAAAUUACCAUUCGAAAGCUUUGAAAGUGUAUAUAAAUUUUGUUUUUACAAAUUUAUUACACCUACAAACCAAUAUCCAACCUAUUGUUGUAUAUAUUAAUAAAAUCGAUUUAUUACCGUCACAUUUUAAAGAUUACGCUGCAGCUUGGAUAGAUUGCAAAGAAAUUGUCAGUUUACAAAAAUCGAAAGGCAGAAUCAGCAUUUUUAAGGAACUGAGCGAACAAUUUUUAUCUGGAAACAUUGACAACCUAAAAACCACUGAUUUGAAUACGUUUUUGGAAUUAAAACUAAAUUUAUUAGACAUGAUAAUUUUUUACAUAACAAAUUUAUUAAACAGCGAUGCUUUAACUACAGAUAUCGUUGAACGUUCUGAUAAAUUAAUAAAAACCAUAAUUACCAAAGAGGUAUCAAAUCCCGCAAUAAUCGAAAGAAUUUUGUGUCACCCAAUUUUGGUUUACAACACAAAAUUCUUAGAUAUGAACAAACAAAAAUCACACAGCGAUUCCACAAAAUUAAUUAUAAGCAUUACUAAAUAUCUAUUAGACUUAAAGUUAAACAUCGACAUCUACUUAAACGUUUAUAGAGAAAAACUGCUAUAUUCAGUGUUGAAAAUUUUAAAUAAACCGCAAAAUUACACAGACAUAUCUCUGGAUUUGAAAACAUUGUUGCAGAUGUAUCAUCUAGGUUACAACGAAUGCUUUACGAUACUCACUGCUAUAUCUCAAUCUUUCGAAAAGUAUUGUAAACACGAUUUGAUUAUUGACAUUCUUUAUUAUAGUUUGAACGAGCUUACAGAUAAUUGCAAAAAAGAUUCGAAUUUGGAAUCUUUGGAAAAAGAUAUAAUACAAAAAUUGACAAGUUACUAUGUGCUGCUUGCUGAAAACGAAGCACAAUUUCUUAACAUUUUGUCUCCAGUAUUUCUCGAAUACUUUAAAGUAUUUCCUCACAAUCUUGCGUAUAUAGACAAACAUUUAUUCAAAUCUAUUAUAGAACUAGAUGAAAUUAAUAAAGAAAACGUAAAGUUAGCAACGUUUCUGCUUCAGAAUGAUCCAAUAUAUCUUAAAUUUGUCGGGAAAAAAAUAGAUGUUAUAUGUGAGAAAAAAGGUCUCCUCUUACCAUUAUUACAAGUUCUUUGCAAAUUAGGGGAUGAAGAAUUAUUAAAACAAAUUUAUGAUCUAAUAGAAGCAUCUUUAAAUAAAGUUUUACAGAAACCGCAGAAAGCUGGCCAAAGUUUUCAACAGAAUUACCAAGGACUUAUUAAGCUACUAGAUAAAGCAAUGCCUGUAGAAAGUUGUAAAACCUUUUGUGAUAAAGUACAAAAGUUUGAUACCACAGAAAUAUUCCACGUAAAUCUAUUAAAAACAGUUUACCUGAAAUGUAUAGAUGAAUCGAUUACCAGCAAAGAAAUCAACAAUAUUUUAAUGACUUUGGUUCACGUUCAAAUUAAUUUGUUUAAAAAAGGUUUAAAAUCAGAUUCUGAUAUAUCUAAAGCUACUGAAAUUGCACCGCAAUUUGUACAAAUCUUAAAGAAACUUAAAACCCUUCCUGUUAAUGAAGAUAUGCAAAAUACUGCAAAAAACGAAUCUUUAAAAUUAUACUUUAAAUUCUGUUUGAAAUUCGGAGUAUCGCAGCAACCAAUAUUUUUGGAAGCUUUGAGGUAUUUGUUAGAAAUACUAGGUAAUAAUUUAGAAAAAGAGGACGGUAGAUUGAUUUUGGACAUGUUGACGUCUCAUUCGGAAUUUCUAGAGACUGUGUUAAAGAAACAUUCAGAAACUAAAAUAGAAAUAUUGUCUUUAUAUCUGGUGUUGUGUAAAGCUUGGCCUGACUUCAUGGAGCGAAAUUUCGUACCUCUUUUGCUAGCCAGCUAUCGAGGUCAAGUGAAUAAAUGCGAUAGGAUCAUCUUGGUGCUUUUAAAAAUGUUUGAAUCUAAACCAGAACAAACCCAUUUCUACGAUUUCAAACCGUUUUUGUGGGGAAAAGCAGCUGCAACUCACUAUUCCGUCAAGCAUCAAAUCGAAAGAGCUCUAUUGAGACAGCCAAAAAUGAGCGACGUGCUCGACUUACUGCAGGAAGAUUUGGUGACGUCUACGAUUACGAAUUAUCCUUUGAAAGAUAACUUAAGAUCCGAGGAAAGCGAUCUGUUGAACGUUGAUGAUCAGAAAAGUUACGAUUUGGUAUUUAUGUUGCCGCUGUUUAGUCAGCUAUUGGCGCCCGAGCAGCAAGUGCAGACUUAUAAAUUUACUAGAUCAGGAGCUCUAAGCCUGACAGUGAUAGGUUUAAGCAGCACCGACAAAGAAAUCAGACAAGCUGCUUGUCACGUUUUAGCUAGAUUUCACUACCACGUUGACGCUAGACAAACUGGUAAAGACAAUCUAUUAUGGAUUCGUUAUGUUGAAGCUGUUUGUAAAGGUACCGCGCUAUUGCCAGACUUCAAAUUGAACAAUUUUGCAGCCAUUUACUUAGCCAGAAUGGCAUUGAUUUUGACGCAACCCAAUCACGUCAUGUACUUACCUCUCUCACAACAUCUUACAGCUAAAUCCUCGUUAGAUUUCAGUACAGUUCCUGAGUUAUACACGUUUCUGCACAGCUGCGAUGUUAAUUAUAAGGAGCACAGGAAUUUUACUUUAGAACUACUGAGGGACGGAUUGAGGACCGAUAAGGAUUUUUCGGAUUUCAUGCGAUCCAUGGCUUUCAAAUUGUUUUCUGAGCUGUAUUGCAGCUCAGUUUCGGAUCUCGAUACUAAAUUAUUGAUUCUAGACGUCGUCAAAUCGAUUUGUGACAUUCCUUUAGGCGUUAAAGUCCUUUGCGAAAAUACUUCGUUCUUAACUCAAGCUUGUACCGACGUUUUGAACAUCUUGAGGGGCAACUCGAAAGAUGGUUUGUUAGUGACGAAAAUUUUGGAUGUUCUUCUUAAGAUAGUUAAACAAAUCAAAGAUCGACAUGCCAAUUUUAUGGUAUUCGAGAUCGUAAAGAAUUUGCUGUACAGUGAAUUAUAUUUUUCACUGGUUGGAGCUAGCGAACGAAUAUUUUUUGAAGUUAUUUUCAUAAUACAAAGUAAGUUUUUUGAUAUGUUUUGCGAAAAGUUUUAUGACAGUUUGUUGGAGAAAACAAACGAUUCUGUUUGUAAAUAUUGGACGAAAUAUGGCUGUGAUUAUGUUAAUGUUGAAGAGUUAGAUAAGGAUGAUAAAUAUUACUAUGUUAGAUUAGUUUUUAUAAAUUUUAUAAGGAAAAAGGGUAAGAAGCAAAUAGAAUAAGUAUUUAGAUUUUAAAUA
Messenger RNA from Psylliodes chrysocephalus, 5540 nucleotides. NCBI's taxonomy places the organism in Eukaryota, Metazoa, Arthropoda, Insecta, Coleoptera, Chrysomelidae. The record is from the annotation of a GenBank genome assembly.